This is a messenger RNA of Sus scrofa (pig), 980 nucleotides long. RefSeq names its product NOP10 ribonucleoprotein (gene NOP10). Gene Ontology annotation, biological process: rRNA pseudouridine synthesis; ribosome biogenesis; positive regulation of telomerase RNA localization to Cajal body. Gene Ontology annotation, cellular component: box H/ACA snoRNP complex. Lineage: Eukaryota; Metazoa; Chordata; Mammalia; Artiodactyla; Suidae. The record is from RefSeq and is a predicted model, not a curated record. Gene Ontology annotation, molecular function: snoRNA binding; telomerase RNA binding.
UUGAGAGCGAGACUUCCGUCUAUACCGGAAGGAAGUUGCCAAACACUUUAGGCCUUCAGUUAGAAGCAGCUGCGGAAGGACCUGCGUCUACUGGCUUCAGCGUGAUCAUGUUUCUCCAGUAUUAUCUCAACGAGCAGGGAGACCGGGUCUAUACCUUAAAGAAGCUCGACCCCACGGGACAACAGACUUGCUCGGCCCAUCCUGCUCGGUUCUCCCCAGACGACAAAUAUUCUCGACACCGGAUCACUAUCAAGAAACGCUUCAAGGUGCUUAUGACCCAGCAACCGCGCCCCGUCCUUUGAGAAUCUCUUAAAAUUGUAUGCUGCCUGCUAGCGCUCAAGAGACUGUGCAACCAAGCUCUUCGAUCUGUGAGCCUUGAAGAUUUACUCCAACCCUUGCUCAUUAGAAUCCGGUCUCAUCAUUGCCUUUGAUCAUGCUUGUUGUGAAGCAGUCAUGCUAGCAUUCCCUUUAAAGGGAAAAAGUUUGAAUCUUUUUUUUCAUACUUUGAAUCACUGCCAUGUUAUUAAAAUGAUUUGAAAGAGCUCUUAUUUUGUAUGUUGUAAGAAGAGAGGAUUGGUUUAAAAACAAACGAGGGAGAUGAGAGGGAAGAGUACCCCAGGGAUACAAGACUUCUUGGUGGCUGCUGUAGCAGUAGUGCUAUGCUAUGAGUCAUAGGAGGGGGCUGGGGAAAGGGAGGAAAGCUUGAGAAAGACUCAUCUGCAACAGCCACCUUCACUUGGCCAACCGUUGUGAAUAGGAAUGCCUUUAUGUGUGUUUACUGACCCUGUGGAAAUAUUCCCAGGCCUUUAGUUCUUUCCAUCAAGGAAUUCUCUUCUUACAUACACCUAACUUCACAUUCUGUCUGCUAUGUGGAAUUCUACAUGGAUCUUAAUUUAGAAGAUGAGGCAUGAGAGAUUCAAGCAGGGAUUUUUAUUUUUCAUGCUCCUCUUGAGGGAUCAUUUUUAUUAAAUUGUGGAGGA